Messenger RNA from Lizanozyma spartinae, 1245 nucleotides. RefSeq lists its product as uncharacterized. The transcript has a single exon. Bases 1 to 1245 code for a protein of 414 amino acids. NCBI's taxonomy places the organism in Eukaryota, Fungi, Ascomycota, Pichiomycetes, Serinales, Debaryomycetaceae. The record is from RefSeq and is a predicted model, not a curated record.
AUGAGUGACUCUGAAGUACUUGAUUAUAAUGAUAGGGCAUCGUCAGAUGACGAGAUUCCACUUGCUCUUGAGAUCCGGGAGGAAAGCAUUGGUGAGAACACCACUGCUAAAACUGCUGCUACUGGUGCUACUGGUGUUAGUGGUAAUGGUUCUGGUAAUGGUAGUGGUGCUGGAAAUGGUGACGAUAAUGGUGGUAGUAGAUCACAGAAAACUAAAGGAGUUGUUGAUAAUCAAGGAUUACUGGCAUCAACAAGUAUACAUCCACAAGAAGAGGUUGUAUAUGAGGUGAAUGGAGAUUCUAGUUUCCAUAUUACCAGAGCAUUGGUGGUUGGUAACUUGCGUAGACCUAUAAAUGCCAUUAAUUUCCAGAAUUAUUUGAAGCAAUGUCUAAAAGACUUUGGGGAUUAUCUGGUGGAAAGAGCAUGGAUGAAUCGGACCAGAACCCAUGCCAUUGUGUUGGUUGAUAAAGAAGAAGGUGCUGUUUUAUUACGAGAUAAGUUAAAUGGAGGUGUGUAUCCAGAUAAUGAAGAGUAUCAAGAGUUGGUAACCGAAUUACAAAAACGGAUGGAAGAAAACUAUGAAAUUGAAUGUCAGAAAUAUGAGCAAUCCAGUGAUAAAGAACAUAUCGAUCCUCCCAAAAAACCUCAAGAAUUUGCAUUGAAUCGAAUUCCAUUGUUUGUUGAUUAUAUUCCUGUUAAAGCCAUUAAUCAAUGGAUAUUUGAGGAGGAUAAAGGUCCUUAUAAUGGGAAAUGGAAGUUUGUAUAUGAAAAGCAAGCCAAUGAAAUUGUGGCUGCUCACAUAUUAUUAGCUGGGGAUUUCAUGCCUUCUUUUAAUAAGAAGAGACGUGGUGGCCCAGGUGGUGGCGGUCAUGGGAAUAAUAGAAACAAUGAUCGUACAGAAAGAAGAAACAGGAACUCUAACAUCAAUAAUUCCAGAAAUUACAAUAGAAGUAGUAAUAGGGAAUGGUUUCAAGAUAGAGACAGAGACAGAGACAGAGACAGAGACAGAGACAGAGACAGAGACAGAGACAGAGACAGAGACAGAGACAGAGACAGAUUUAGAGACCGUGAAAGAUAUUCAGACCGUGAAAGAUAUUCAGAUCGUGAAAGAUAUUCAGAUCGUGAAAGAUAUUCAGAUAAUAGAGAUAGAAGGGCUACAAGAGAUAGAUAUAUUCCCGCCGAUAAUGAAAGAAGAAAUAACUAUUCUCGAGUACGAACCAGGUCUCGUUCAAGAUCUCCUAAUUAG